UCGACCCGGCCUCGCCCCCGUCGCUAUGGAGACCCGUUGCCCGGCAACGCCAGGUAGCAGUGGGCGGAGCGGCGGUUUGGCGAGGCAGUUUGAAUGGGGCGAGGAGCGCGCGGGCGCACGCGAGGCGAAAUGAGAGUCGGCGUCGGCUCUCGAUCCCGGCCGUGCGACCAAAGAGGGAGCCCGAGAGGAGAGAAGCGCCUGCCUUCCACGCUGUCCUCAAGGAGCCAGGAUCCCAGGGCCGCAGAUGAAUCUGCUUCAGGAAGAGAUGGUCAAGCCCAGCCGCAUUCACCAAUAAAAAUCUUACAACAACAGUUGGAAUCAUUCCAAGCCCUUCGACAGCAAACACUGCAGAAUGUCAGCAUGGUCCAGUGUGAAAUCAAUGGAAUACUUAACAAAAAUAUAAUUGAUAUGAAGAGUUCAGAAUUGGAUCCAGAUAAUUUAUCUUUGACUAGCACACCUAUCAACAUUGCUAUGCCAAGGAGAUAUCAAGAACCAUCACAUUUUAAGAAGCAACUUCAUUUUGAUGACAGACCUAGUACCAGUUUCAGUACAAAAACUGAUUCUAGCACUCUGUUUGGAGACACAAUCACAGAAGAAAAUAUUCCACAUCAUAAUUUGUUAAAAUAUAAAGCCAUUGGGAAGUCGGAAGACCAUGCCCAGUCAUCUAGAAAUAAACCUAUUCUGUCUUUAAACAAUGACCAUGAAUUGAAGAAUUACAUGAACAACAUUUCUUCCUCAUCUUUUAUCAGCUUCAAAGCAGAUGACAGGCCUCCUCUAAAGGAGUACAAAAGUUAUGAUGACCCUAAAGUGCCUAAGGUGUUCCCUAAGUUUGAUGAUGAGGACAACGAAUGCUUGACAGAGAGUGUGAGUUUUUCUUUCAAGGACAGGCAAGAGGAGAGUAAAAGAGACCCAAGGCAUGAACCGUUGUAUACCUUUGACUUUCAGAAUACGCGUAAUGUAUGUAGCAAAGACAAUGAUUCUGGUUAUCUGUCAGAACAAGAUCUAACAGAAAAAGCAACGAAUAUGCCAAAUGAAGAGUUGAAAUCUAGGAGAAUUUCAGAAGCAGAGGGUUCAGCUGAUAAGUUUCACGGUGCCAUGGAUUCUUCUCAAGAAAAUAAUCAAAAUGCAACCCAAGCUGCAUAUGACAGAAAGUACAGUAAGGAAACUCUCAUGAAAGAGGAUGCUGUGGACAAGCUUCAAUUAAAUUUCUUGUCCAAAGCAGUGGUAAGAGAUAAUUUAUUAUUUCCAGAACACAUCGAAGACAGGCAUGUAGAAAAAGAGUAUCCGUUGCUUAGCUCAAAUCAUGAGCUCCAAAACAAGACUGGUCUGGAAUUCUGUGAUGCCUAUACUAUGCCAGAUGAGUUUGGUGAAAGUGUUAGAUUAAUACAGAUGCCUGUGAAAGAGUCUGAGCAUGCUCAGAAAAAAACGAAGAACCUUGAACAUGAAAAUAUAGAUCUUAGGAACCAAGUGAAACCUCUUACAGACGUUAUACAGUCUCUAACAGAACAAAACAUAAAAUAUCAAAAACAAAUUAAGGAUUUAUACGACGACAAGAAUAAAAUUCAAGAGAGACUAGUUAAGUCAGAAGGAGAUUGCAAAGAAUGCCUUAAAGAAGUCAAAAGGCUUCUGAAAAAAUGCAAAGAACUUCAACAGCAAAAGGCGACUCUGGAGGAAAAUCAGGACCAGCUUUAUGCUCAGAAUCAGCGUAUUGUGGAAGACAUCAAUGAUUUUCAGAAGAAAAAUCAGAAGGCGCAGGAUGAUCUGGCUUUUUUCACAAAAGAAAAAAGUGAUCUUAUUAUGGCAUUAGGGUCUUUGGAAAAACAGGUGGCAGCGUAUCAAGAAGAAAAUAAAAAACUAAGGGAGGAGAUAGGUCAGCUUACAGAGACAAAAAAAAUUCUGGAAACCGAACGUGGGGAAAAACAGAUGGAUAUUCAGAAACUGAAAGAAAAUGAGAAGGCAACGAUGUCUAAUCUGGAGUCUCUACUUAAUGAGAUACAGUCUCUUAAAGAUGAAAAACUGAAGUUAGAGGAGACAUUGCAAGAGGCACUUAAAGUAAAGGAAGUCCUGAAGAAAGACCUCUUAGAAGCCCAAUCCAAAAGAGCUGACACAGAGGGAAAACUGAUGACUGAAUGCAAAACUGCAAAAUUAGAAAUGGGAAUUCUGAAUACUAAUUUGUCCAACACAGAAAGAGAGUGUAGGAAGCUGGGAACAAUGGUAGUAGGCAUUACAGAGGAUAACUGGGUUCUUAAAAAGCAGCUCCAUGAAUAUAAGCAGGAGGCCACAGAAUAUAAAAACAAAGUAAGACAACUGAGUGCGGAGCUCUUACUAAUGGAAAAUGAAAUGCGCUCUGCAGAGAACGAACGAAAUGUUUUGAAGUUUGAAGCACGCCGCCUCCAGAAGAAUAAUGCUUAUCUUCGAGACCAAGUUAUUGCUCUGUUCAAUGAGCAGUACAAACAAAGGUUCCGCUCUCACAAUCAAAAGGGAAAUUACCCAUUUGCUAAUUCUGCUGAAAUUUGUGAUGAAAUAUCUAGCUAUCAGCAUAUUUCUUCUAUGCAUAUCCAACCAGAUGAUACUAAGACACCAACAGCAAUGCCUGAAUUUUUAGGGCAGGAUCAAUCAAAAGAAAAGGGCUUGGAAGAGGACUCAGAGUGUGGAAAGAUUGCUGAGAUCCAACGGAAACUGGAAAAUGAAGAACUAUUUACAGAGAAGGGUGACAACAAAGUCAAGCUGUACAGUACUUUUUCAGUCCGUUGCACCACAUCCAUCGUAAGAGAAUCGGGGCUUACAAGUGUCAUGCAGAAGAAACGUAGCACUCUUUGCUCCACCACUUAGCCUUUGAGGACUAAGCAUACAGGUGUAAAGGACUAAAAUGUCUUUCUGAUUAUUUCCUAAGACACAAUAAAGGACAGAACUAUCAGAAUGCACAAAUAUUCACAAGCACUAGGGGAAAAAAUGACCUAAAGUUGUGCAUGGGAAAGAGCCAAACUGCCGCAAGCACGCAUUUUAAUGUUUACUUGCAUAUCUCCUCUAUUUCAGAAAAGGUUGUUUUUAAAAGAAUGGAACAUCAAACAUAGUUUUGAAUGGUAUUUUUACUGUAUAUUAUUCUGGUAACUUGAGAUUUGUUAUAACAGUACCUUCAAUUAAAAUUAGACAAACUGGGGGAAAGUAGCAUGCCUGGUGAAAUGUAAAACUUGAGUUCUCUAUUAAAACACAAAACAAUCUUUAAAAUUA
Anolis carolinensis (green anole) is the source of this 3231-nucleotide messenger RNA. It is a transcript of the gene ccdc110, whose product is annotated as coiled-coil domain containing 110. The coding region runs from base 94 to 2832 and encodes 912 amino acids. Gene Ontology annotation, cellular component: cytoskeleton. The transcript has 8 exons. The record is from RefSeq and is a predicted model, not a curated record. NCBI's taxonomy places the organism in Eukaryota, Metazoa, Chordata, Lepidosauria, Squamata, Anolidae.